AUGUUUCUUUACCGUGUGUUGUAUGUGGUGGCGUUACUUUUGAGCUUUAUCUCUCUAUGUGUGGCGACUGAUGCUUCUGAACUGUCUCUAUCUGAGGUUGAUGAUGGUGGUUGCCCUGCUGAUGGUCGUCAAACCGAUACGACUAAGUGUCCUAAAUCUGAAAAAGGAGCAAAAGGUGAACCUGGUGCUGCUGGUCCUCCUGGUCCUGUUGGUCCUGCUGGAAAAGAAGGUGAAAGAGGCGAACAAGGUCCACCUAGAGCUCCCGCUGAGAAAGUCAAAGGCCCUGAACGUCUUGAAGAUGGUAAGGUAAGUCAAGUUGACGCUCAUGGGUCUGAUCCUCUUGCUAUAUCUUCACCACUUCUUUCUUCUGGUUCACCGCAGCUCACAGGUUCAAGUGCAACUUCGGGUCCUUCUGCUUCUGCUGUUCCUGGUAGUGAUGUUACCAGUGGAUCAGAUAAUGGUUCUGAUGUAGAUGCACGGAGUGAAGAUCAACAU
Trypanosoma theileri is the source of this 495-nucleotide messenger RNA. RefSeq lists its product as uncharacterized. Lineage: Eukaryota; Euglenozoa; Kinetoplastea; Trypanosomatida; Trypanosomatidae. The record is from RefSeq and is a predicted model, not a curated record. The annotation marks the transcript as partial. The transcript has a single exon.